AUGAUCUUGAUUAUUAAUGUUCUUUCCUUCUUUCCAGAAAAGCUGUCAAUGAUGUUUCCAUCAAAUCAUUCUGACAAUGAUGGAUAUAAAUUACAUUUUGAAGAAAACUGCCCUCAAUCCGAUAAGGAAUAUUUUAUGAAAAAAUAUCCGAAAAUUGAAGAAGUUUCAUCGAAACGACUUCAUUGCACAACAUGUGAUAUCCACAUUGGAACAGCUCCAAUGGCUGAGAAGAUUAUUCGCACUCAUCAAGUUCUUCACGUCACACAAUGCAACAAAUGUUAUGCAUUUUAUAACUCUGGUGAGUUUGGAAAAGGUGAAGAUGGCUCGGAGUAUUAUUGUCGCUGGUGUGGUCAAGGCGGAGAAGUUUUUUGCUGUUCAACCUGUCCAUAUGUGUUCUGCAACAAAUGCAUUCGCUCUAAUCUUUCCAACUCGUAUGUCAAAGAAAUUGAAGAGAACGAUGAUUGGUCAUGCUUUGUUUGCAACAAAUCCAUUCUUGUCAAUCAUCGUGCACAACAUUGGGCAUUGCGUAAUUACAUGAUUAAGCAACUUGAAGUAAUCAAAAAGACAGAAGUGAGAUCUGAAGGAGAAUUAGACAAUCUUUUGAAUGAAGAUUUUUCAUCAUGUUGUCCCAAAAAGAAACGCAAAACUUUCAUAAAAAUUCCAGUUGCUCCAGUCAAACGACCUUUAAAUGGCGGAUUUACUCAACAGCCACCACAAAAGAAAAUGUCAAUGCAACCAUCAAUAAAAAGUUAUCAAGUGCGAACGUCAUUACCGGAGAAGAUUGUGAACUCGCGGCCACAAGCAAAGAGCAACAACAGCGAAAUUGUUUGCACUCCUGAUAUCAUCGGGCUAUUCAGUGACACCGAAGAUAUUACGUUGCCACCUUCAAAUGCAGUCCCAUCAACAUCACCUGCUCCCCCACCAUUAGUUUUACGAAAUAAUCAACGAGUUUUACGACAAGCUUUAUCACCUUCAACAUCAUCACCGGUGCCAAUUUAUCAUAAUGUGAAUGGGUAUCAAAUUGAUUUGAAUCAUGCAGCUCGUCAAGAAAUAUUCCGAUUGCCAAAUGGGAAAUUAAUUCAAGUUCGAAAACAACCAUCAACUCCACCGGUUGGAAAUGUUCGUUCAAGUCAACCUCGCGGCCCACCGCAAUUUACAAUUCGACAAGCACUGCCACAAGUUCCUUCAUAUGGAGCACCACGACCAGUUGCACCUUCUGCUCGUAAUCGUCAGCCAGCACAACCUCAACAAAGAUUCACGUUUUCUGAUGGUCGUGUUUUAGCAACUCCAAUUGUUCCACCACCAUCUACAUUACCAGCAGCAGCACAACCAGCAGCAACACCAGCUCAAUCUUCUGGUGGGUCGACUGUUUUCACACAGCAGAAUGGAAGUAUUUCUGUUGCUCGAGCACAACACCCUAACACGCCUUUCGGAAAAGCAAAGGUUGAAUUUGAGGAUAAAAUUAUUAAUGGUUUGGAGAUUUGUCAACACACAAUCAAUAAGAUGAUCACGCUUACUAAUAAUACAAGUUUCAAGACGUCUCGAACUUUUACUGACCUCAAAGGUCUUUACAUUCAUCUCCAAUAUUUAUUUACAUAUACUUCAGGAAAGCUCAAAUCAUUACAAGAAAAUCUUGCAAAUGAAAUUUCACCGGAACAAUCGAUUUCUGAAGCAAUUGUUCCACCUUCGAUUCCAAUUGAGCCUCCAAUGAUACAAAUUCCACUUGAUAAUGAAGAUAUAUCUGAUGCUUCAAAUUUGAUUGAAAAUGAUCCAAAGUUAGGGAAAAUAAUCAAAGUGAAAGUCGAGAAGCUUGAAGAUACGAAGAAUCCAAUUAUCAAGCAAUACAUGGAGAAGAUAAAACAACGACUUGAAGAAGUUUCGUUCCUACAUGAACUGACACCAGACGCAUUAAUGGAAGUUGAUGUUGAGUUGGAUUUGACUGAACAAAACGUUGAUGAACCUGAAAAUAAUUCUGAGGAGAAAGAAGAAAGUGAUAAAGAUGAAUCGAAAGCCGAAGAAGCCUCUGAGGCUCAUCUCAGUGACGACAAUGGAAAUGAUGUGGACGUGACUUCGAAUGAUGAAAAUAAAUCUUCAGAUAAGGAAAGUUUAGCUUCACUCGGAAAGGAAUUCGGAGAUGACAAGGAGGCAAGUAACACAAGUUUCACAUCGAUGCCAACAGAAUCUGAGAUACUAAAGAUCGACAAUGUUCCGCCAACUGAUCUCAUGGAACUUGAUGAUGAUGAUGAUAUUGAGAAUAAAACGCCUGUUGAUGACACUAAAAUCGUCUCUUCAAACGAAUAUGAAACAAUGUCGAAAGAAAAUCAUGAGACUGUUGAUAUAUCAUCUGACGAUAACUUCAAUGAUUUCUUUGAAAAACCAAGUGAAGCAUCCAAAGAAGAUCAAAUUAUUAAAAACAAUGACAUUGAAGCUAAUGAAAAUUCAAUACUGGGUGAAAACACUUCAUUAUCACCUUCGGAUUUAAAUGUUCAUGAUUCAAAAUCAGAUGACGACUUGGAUGAUUUGAAUUUAGUUCUUCAAGAGCAGUUGAAAGAAGUUGAUGGGGAAUCUUUACUCGAAAGCUUUUCCAAACCAUUACAAGAUGGAACUGAAAAUUCUCUCAUCAAUGAAGACGACUUCAUAAACAGCUUAGAAGAAAACUUUUAA
Clunio marinus is the source of this 2664-nucleotide messenger RNA. The record is from the annotation of a GenBank genome assembly. NCBI's taxonomy places the organism in Eukaryota, Metazoa, Arthropoda, Insecta, Diptera, Chironomidae.